Molecule: messenger RNA, 1713 nt
Organism: Oenanthe melanoleuca
Lineage: Eukaryota; Metazoa; Chordata; Aves; Passeriformes; Muscicapidae
Gene: SIRAL2
Product: family with sequence similarity 118 member A
Exons: 8
Coding region: 490-1563 (357 amino acids)
Source: RefSeq, a predicted model, not a curated record
UGCUUUUCCUCAGAGGAAUUACGAGGCGUUCUUUUCCCGCGGCUGCCUUUGCGGUCAAUUUUUAGGCCGUUUUCAGAUAUGAAAGUGCCUGGAAGCACUCGCUUCGUCGAGUCAGCCCGGUGACCCGGAGUUUCAACCGGUGAACAGAGCUAUUUUUUCACUGAUACAAACGGAGUGUGUGGAGCAGGAACGAUGUGAGAUUAAAAGUUGUUCCGAUACCCCUCGUUGUGCUGGAUAAGGAGCCAGCUCCCAUCCCGGCUGUCAGGCAUCCCUGGAUCACAGCGGGCUCACGCUCCCAGCCUGCCGCGAGGAAUCCUUGUGGGAACACUGUUGUCAGAGUUUCAGUGUUUCCUUGUGGAAAAGCGGCUGCGGUGUCCGGAGCAGCUCCGGACGACCGGGAGAUUUGACCUCCAUCGCUUUGAUGCCUAGAGAGGCUGACCUGGAGCAGAGACUAGACAGAGCAAAAAAAGAAUAAAAUAGGGCUCAGAGAUGGAUUCACCAGAAGGGGCCACAAUUAGAAGUGAGCAGAAAUUCAGAAAAUUCUUAAAAAGUCUCGUAAGAAAGCAGCCUCGGGACCUUCUCCUGGUGAUUGGGACUGGGGUGAGUGCUGCAGUAGCCCCAGGAAUCCCAGCACUCUGUUCCUGGAGAAGCUGCAUUGAGGCUGUCCUUGGAGCAGCUGAGCAGCUGGAGGUGCUGCACCCGGGGGAUGUUGCUGAAUUCCGUAAGAAAGUAAUCAAAGAGAGAGACCUGCUUGUGGUUGCACAUGAUCUCAUCAGGAAGAUGUCACCACGUACCGGAGACACGAAGCCCAACUUCUUCCAGGAUUGCUUAAUGGAGGUGUUUGAUAAUUUAGAACAACACAUUCAGAACCCUGUGGUUCUGCAAUCCAUCCUGAGGCUGAUGGAGAGAGGCACAAUGGUUCUGACUACAAACUAUGAUAAUUUGCUUGAAAUAUUUGGUCAGCAACAGGGUAAACCUAUGGAAUCUUUAGACCUUAAAGAUAAGGAUAAGGUUCUUCAGUGGGCAAGGGGCCAUGUAAAAUAUGGAGUUCUUCAUAUUCACGGCUUAUAUACAGAUCCCUGUGGAAUGGUGCUUGAUCCCUCGGGAUAUAAAGAUGUUACUCAAGAUCCUGAAGUCAUGGAGGUUCUUCAGAACUUGUACCGAAGCAAAUCUUUUUUGUUUUUGGGUUGUGGAGAGACUCUGCGUGACCAGAUAUUCCAAGCUCUUUUUCUUUACACAGUAAAGAACAAAGUGGAUCUAGAACAUUACAUGUUGGUGCUUAAAGAAAAUGAAGACCACUUUUUUAAGCUGCAGGCAGAUAUGCUGCUGCAUGGAAUAAAAGUGGUGUCCUAUGGGGACUGCUUCCAACAAUUCCCAGAGUAUGUCCAGGAUCUGACUGCUCAAAUCUGCAAACAGAGAAGUCCAGAUGCUGAUCGGGUGGACAGCACAACGCUGUUGGGAACUUCAUGUGUGGACUGUGCUAAAAGGAAGUUAGGAGAAAGCAGCACUGAUUCUCCUAAGAGGGUCAAGCAGCCAGAUAAUGAUAUACCCAGUCUUGAAUGAAAAAGCCCCAAGCGCACAAGGCCCACCCCAGAAGCUUUUUUACAGCAGGUGUUUUACAUCUGCUGCAUGGAAAGUUUUGAGUUGGUAUUUCCAUGAUUUUAUGUGGAAUAAAAUUGUACAUACUAGCUUUCUCUUUUCUAAAGCCAUAAA